AUGGCUUUGAAUUUCCAGGGACGAGAUCACGGAGACACUCACAUUGUCUAUUUGGGGAAUGUCGAUAAAUCCCUCCAUCCAGAAGCUGUUACUAGCUCUCAUCACGCACUCCUUCGGGAUAUUCUAGGAAGUGACGAGGCUGCUAGAGAAUCACUGGGUUUUAGCUACAGGCAUGGAUUCAGUGGCUUCUCAGCUCGACUAACAGAAGAACAAGCUGCUAAAAUUUCCAGCCUUCCAAAUGUGUUGUCCAUCUUUCCCAAUAAAAUCCGCAAGAUCCACACCACAAACUCAUGGGAGUUUCUCGGCCUCUAUGGAAGUGGAGAGAACUCCUUGUUUGGUGCUAGCGAAUCUACUGAAUCAUCUUGGCUAUGGCACAACACAAAAUAUGGCAAAGACGUUAUUAUCGGUGUCUUUGAUUCAGGAGUGUGGCCCGAGUCCAAGAGUUUUUUGGAUCACGGCAUGAAAUCAAUCCCCAAAAGAUGGAAAGGAACAUGCGAAACUGGAGAGAAAUUUAACGCUUCUCACUGCAACAAGAAACUUAUCGGUGCCAGAUUCUUUUCUCACGGCCUACAGGAUGGUCCCGAGGCUUAUGCAAAAGCACACCGAGAAAUUCUUUCUCCAAGAGAUGUUAAUGGCCAUGGAACUCACACGGCUUCCACUGCCGGAGGCCGAUUCGUGAGAAACGCAAACUGGCUUGGCUACGCAAAAGGCACUGCAAAAGGUGGCGCUCCAGACGCACAUCUCGCAAUCUACAAGAUAUGCUGGAGAAACAUCACGGAUGACAGGGUCGGCUGCCCAGACGCUCACGUUCUCAGUGCAUUUGAUAUGGGAAUCCACGAUGGUGUGGAUAUCAUUUCUGCGUCUUUCGGGGGUCCAGUGGGUGAUUACUUCCUUGAUUCUACGUUCAUUGGAGCGUUCCAUGCCAUGCAGAAAGGCAUUGUGGUGGUGGCUUCCGCUGGAAACAGUCAACAAACUCUGGGACCUGGCUCAGUGGAAAAUGGAGCACCCUGGAUCAUUACUGUUGGAGCGAGCACUCUUGAUCGAGCCUACUUUGGAGACCUUUUCCUUGGCAACAAUGAAUCAUUUCGGGGUUUUAGUUUCACGGAGAAAAGAUUAAGAAAGAGGUGGUAUCAUCUUGCUGCGGGUGCCAAUGUUGGUUUGCCAACCUCCAGCUUUUCAGCCAGGUUUCCUGUAGCGCAGAUACAACAUCAGAUUUCAUUGACAAAUCAAAAGCCUGCUCCUCUCAUGGCAGCAUUUUCAUCCUCUGGUCCCAACCUGGUUGAUGCAGACAUACUCAAGCCUGAUAUUACAGCUCCAGGAGUACACAUUUUAGCAGCGUACACACAAUUCAAUAACUCUAAAGUACCAUAUAAACUUGUUUCUGGAACCUCUAUGUCUUGCCCUCAUGUAAGUGGGAUUGUUGCGCUACUAAAGUCCUAUCGUCCAACCUGGAGUCCAGCUGCAAUCAAAUCAGCCAUAGUAACAACAGGUUACUGGUUUGAUAAUCUUAGUGAAUCAAUCAAGAAUUCAUCACUAGCUCCCGCAUCACCCUUUGAUUUUGGUGGAGGGCAUGUAAAUCCAAAUGCCGCUGCACAUCCUGGCCUAGUAUAUGAUGCCGAUGAGCAAGACUACAUUGGAUAUCUCUGCAGUCUGGGAUACAACCAGACUGAACUUCAGAUCCUCACGCAAACUUCCGCUAAGUGUCCUGACAAUCCCACAGACCUCAACUAUCCAUCCAUUGCCAUCUCCAAUUUGAGCCGCAGCAAAGUCGUGCACAGGCGAGUGACGAACGUGGACGAUGAUGCGACAAACUAUACGGCAUCUAUUGAGGCACCGGAGAGUGUGUCGGUGUCGGUUCAUCCAUCGGUGCUGCGGUUCGAGCACAAGGGCGAGACGAAAGCAUUCCAGGUGAUAUUUAGAGUGGAGGACGACUCAAACAUUAAUAAUGAUGUUUUCGGGAAGCUGAUAUGGAGCAACGGAAAGUAUAUGGUCACUAGUCCCAUUGCAGGCAGAGAUUACAGGAGAAUGUGGGCCAGAGAGAUUGGCCGCGCAGGGUCUAGCGCUAUUGUUUUGGCAUCCAAGAACAAAUCCAGGAAGAAGAAUGUGGAGGACGAUUUCGCUGCAUACACGACGGCUGCGUUGCCUCUGCUAGAGGAGUAUACUGCCGGAUACAGCAUGGCUGUGCUAGAGAAGAAGAAGAAAGAUUUGUCAUCCAAUCUGGGAGCAAAGGAAACUUUGCAGCAUGAGAAAUCUUCUUCCAAAAAAUCCUCGCUGGAAGAGUUUCUCAAAGGGAAAGUUCGACCAUUGGACGAGGCGAAGAGAAAGAGGAGAAGGAAGACGAGAGAGUGGAAGUUUGGGAAGGCGACUUGA
Messenger RNA from Selaginella moellendorffii, 2370 nucleotides. Its product is annotated as subtilisin-like protease SBT3.13. Gene Ontology annotation, molecular function: serine-type endopeptidase activity. Bases 1 to 2370 code for a protein of 789 amino acids. The record is from RefSeq and is a predicted model, not a curated record. The transcript has 10 exons. NCBI's taxonomy places the organism in Eukaryota, Viridiplantae, Streptophyta, Lycopodiopsida, Selaginellales, Selaginellaceae. Gene Ontology annotation, biological process: proteolysis.